Molecule: messenger RNA, 6760 nt
Organism: Monodelphis domestica (gray short-tailed opossum)
Lineage: Eukaryota; Metazoa; Chordata; Mammalia; Didelphimorphia; Didelphidae
Gene: SMAD3
Product: SMAD family member 3
Biological process (GO): transforming growth factor beta receptor signaling pathway; cell differentiation; positive regulation of transcription by RNA polymerase II
Cellular component (GO): heteromeric SMAD protein complex
Molecular function (GO): RNA polymerase II cis-regulatory region sequence-specific DNA binding; I-SMAD binding; DNA-binding transcription factor activity, RNA polymerase II-specific
Source: RefSeq, a predicted model, not a curated record
GGCGCGUUUGGGGGCGGCAGAGAGGGAGCCCCGGCGGGCGAGGGGGCGGUGACAGCCUCUUGGAAAGGAGGCUGCACGCCGAUUUGCAUGAGAGACAGACUAGGAUCCGGGCGGGAGCCUGAGCGCAUACACCGAGGCCUGGAGGGGUGGGGGCUAAAGAAAUCUGGGAGCCCAGAGGAGGGGAGGCCGCGAAGGCGGAGGGAUCUGCGCAUCAAAGAGAGCGAGUAAAGCAAAGUUUGAUUCGUGGGCUGGACUUUUCUUCCCAGAGGCGGCACCCAAACAGUACACCGUGCGGAAACGCAAACUUUUUUCUUCUCUUGCUGCUGCUGCAGUUGUCGCUGCUCCUGCUGCUGCUUUCGUGGCCCUUCCACACCCCCACUGCCUUGGACUUUCGUCUCCCUUCGUCCCUCCUUCCCUUUUCCCCUUGAGUGCACAAGGAGGAGGAGGAGGAAGAGGAGGAGGGCGGUGGAGCUCAGGCCACCAGCGGGCCCCGAGGUUUGCAACGCUGAGGUCCGGGAGUAAAGUUCGCCGGGACUCAAGCGAAGUUUGGCCGGCCGCGGCCGGGAGCUCCCGGGAUCCCCGUCUUUUCUGUGUGCCUGCUUUCCUCCCCCUUCGGGGGGAGCCCCCCUCUCCCACCUCCACCAUGUCUUCUAUCCUGCCCUUCACCCCCCCGAUCGUGAAGCGCCUGCUGGGCUGGAAGAAAGGCGAGCAGAACGGGCAGGAGGAGAAGUGGUGCGAGAAGGCGGUCAAAAGCCUGGUCAAGAAGCUUAAGAAGACCGGGCAGUUGGAUGAGCUGGAGAAGGCGAUCACCACGCAGAACAUCAACACCAAAUGCAUCACUAUCCCCAGAUCUUUGGAUGGUCGGCUGCAAGUAUCUCACCGGAAAGGACUGCCCCAUGUGAUCUACUGCCGCCUCUGGAGAUGGCCAGACCUUCACAGCCACCAUGAGCUCCGGGCCAUGGAGAUGUGUGAAUUUGCCUUCAACAUGAAGAAGGAUGAAGUCUGUGUGAAUCCCUAUCAUUACCAGAGAGUAGAAACCCCAGUUCUACCUCCUGUGUUGGUCCCAAGACACACAGAGAUCCCAGCCGAGUUCCCUCCAUUAGAUGACUACAGCCAUUCCAUUCCGGAGAAUACUAACUUCCCUGCAGGGAUCGAACCUCAAAGCAAUUACAUUCCAGAAACCCCACCCCCUGGUUACCUGAGCGAGGAUGGAGAAACCAGUGAUCAUCAGAUGAACCACAGCAUGGAUGCAGGGUCUCCAAACUUAUCUCCAAAUCCUAUGUCCCCCGCACACAAUAAUUUGGAUCUGCAGCCCGUUACUUACUGCGAGCCAGCCUUCUGGUGUUCCAUCUCCUACUAUGAGCUGAACCAGAGGGUGGGAGAAACUUUCCAUGCCUCUCAGCCUUCCAUGACAGUGGAUGGCUUCACUGACCCAUCCAACUCGGAGCGCUUCUGCCUGGGUUUAUUGUCCAAUGUGAACAGGAAUGCCGCCGUGGAGCUCACUAGACGGCACAUUGGGAGAGGAGUACGUCUCUAUUACAUUGGAGGGGAGGUCUUUGCAGAAUGCCUCAGCGAUAGUGCCAUUUUUGUCCAGUCCCCUAACUGUAAUCAGCGCUAUGGCUGGCACCCAGCAACCGUCUGCAAGAUUCCACCAGGAUGUAACCUGAAGAUAUUCAACAACCAGGAGUUUGCAGCCCUGUUGGCUCAGUCUGUCAACCAGGGCUUCGAGGCUGUUUACCAGCUGACUCGGAUGUGUACGAUUCGCAUGAGCUUUGUCAAAGGCUGGGGAGCAGAAUACAGGAGACAGACUGUGACCAGCACCCCCUGUUGGAUUGAAUUGCAUCUGAAUGGUCCUCUCCAGUGGCUGGAUAAGGUCCUCACCCAGAUGGGCUCUCCUAGCAUCCGAUGCUCUAGUGUAUCUUAGAGACAUCCAGAAGGAACGGGAAUGGGGAGGGGAGAGGUGCUGGUGGUGGUGGUGGUGCUGGUGGUGGUGGGAGGGGUGGUGAGGGAGGUGGGAAAAUCCAAGACUCAUAAAAAAUGGGAAGCCUGUUUAACUGACAACUAUCAAAAACUUUUCUCCUCAACCAAAGUGAUACUGACCCACUUUUUAAAAUGGCAGCAAGAUCCAGAGGUAGAUUUUGAAAAGAACCAUGCAACUGGGCCACUUCUGCAGAUCAAGGUUAGGAAUUAGGCUCAUAGCAUGGGGUGCCACAGAAUCAAGUCAAAGAACAUGUUCAUCAUACUGGUAAAAACAGACCUUGGUUCAUUGUCUUGAAGCUGGAAGGUGGUGCUUUGCAGUCCCCAUUGGCCCCUUUUUCUCUUCCUUUCCCUCCCCCUCCCCAUCGCCCUUCUUCAGGGAUAGUUUUUUUUUGGGGGGGGGAGAUCAUAGAAAUGCCCAUCUUUAAGUGGCAUGACUAGGAGGAGCCCCUGGGUUUACAAUGGAAAUGGGAACUGUGUCCUUCGGCUUUCCCAACCCCACCCUCCAGGCAGUUUGGCAAGAAGGGACAAUUGAGCCAAUCAUUGCCGAGACCCAUCUCUUCAGCAUGCUGAACUGUGGACAGACCAGACCACUUCUGAUGGCUUCCCUGUCCCCUCUGCACACUGGGUGAAAGGAGCCGAGUGUGAGCAGUAGAAACAAUGGGACAUACACAAGGGGGACAGCGGGGAAAGUUGCUGAGAACCACUUCCCUCUUGCAAGACUCGCCUACACUUGUUUUUUUUUACUUUAAAAAGUUGGAAAGACCGGUCUAGGUUCUGUGCAUAUGCGAUGUAUAGUUCAUAUUAUCACAUUAAUCUCAAAGAGAUUUGAAUUUACCUUAGCUAUUUACAUGAAGCAAAGGACGUAUGUCAUGAGUUUUUAUUGUCGCAGUAGUUGUUUUUGGCUAGAACAGCACUACACUGAGUGGGUUUCCAGUCAUUUCAGGAGCUCACUCCAUAUUCUGAUGGAUUUGGCCAUUGCUAUUUAAUGUAGUCAGUUGCAUUAAUUAAAUUAACAUUUUUCUGUAUCUUCUUUUAAAUGUUUAUUUUAUUUCUCAAAAUCUCCUCAGUUAAAAUGUUGACAGGAAAGUCCCUGAGAGAGGGAGGAGCUGCAAACUUUUUGCAGCCAUUACCUUGUUGGAGGUGACAUUUUCCCAAGCUGUGUUUGGGAGAUGCUAACCCACCCCUUUUGAAGCUAAUUCAUGGCUGUGAAUUGACCAGACAUCUCAGAGCAUCUCGGCUCUAGCACGGGCAUAGAGAAAGGACUACUUGGAAAUAUGACACCUCAGAAAUACCAGGCUCAGCAUCCUGGGGUCUGUUGUCUUUUCCCCAGUGCUGUGAGAUUCUCUAGCUAAUAUCUUUGGAUGAUCAACAGCAACACUAACAGUGAUAGUGUGGAACAAGCACUCUUGCUGGUGGUGGCCUCGCUGAAUAAACUAUUAUAAGUAAAUGCUUUCAACUGGAAAAAAGGAAUCCCUUUUCCCUCUCUCAGUGAUCUUCUAUAGCAUACAGGAGACUGAACUGACACCUGCGAUCCAUACUUUAUUCUUUGCUGCCUGAUUAUUGUCAUCUUAAAGCCUCAUCCAGGAUUUUUACAUGGAUUUGAAUUGGGGGGAAAAAGGAUUUCCUAUGGAAAUCCUUCAUUAUUUAGGUUGGUAUGGGUGUGUGGGUGAGGAAAUCUCUACUUCUGCCAAGCAAAAACCUCAAAUGUGCCAUUUCUUGAUGUUGGGAGUCCAGGGUUCUUUGGGAACAUAGUUCUAACAGUGGAUGAGUUCCCAGCUCCAUGCACAAGCUCCUUAGACCCUAGAGGGGUUUGGGAGGAUUGACCAUGAAGGAGCUUUUUAACAUGAUCGGUGCCUGUCAUCUUGAAGAGGUUCUUCUAUAUUGGUAUCCAGAGCAGAUAUAAUCCAGUGGCUUCAUUGGAGAGAACUAGGCACUACAGAGUAUCAGGGUUCCUGCCUAACCAAGAAAUGAGAGCCAGCUUUCUGAAUAAUGCAGGAAGCCACUUGAGUAUCUAUGUUUGUGCUUCUUAUUUGUGACAUGAGAUGAGUGGUACGGAUGUCUCAUUUUCUAGUAGGGCUUCAGUAAUGCCUUUCAAAAGUCAUAUGUAGUUCCUUAUCCCUGGCAUUCUUCAGCUGCUAUUCUGUCCUGGCUGGGAAAUGCCUAAAUUCAUUUGUUGUUCUACAUCAUAUCCACACAGCUAUCCUCUACCUUCUCAGUUUGUGUGUGCCCUUAGGCAUGGCUCAAUUAUGAAAAGUGUCCAAACUAAUUUGGGGAUAUAUUUGAAGGAUGUAGUAGAACCUUAGGGCAAUGGGAUAAUUAGAUUAAUUUCAACCCAAUUGGCAACUCCUUCUGAAUAGUACAAAUCUUCAGUUUUUUGGUAAAAGAGUUUCCCCAAGUUAUUUUGCCCCUUCUUAAAAUUAGACUACGGAGGGAAAACUUGGGCAUCAUCUCUAAAAUCAAUUAAACUACUAAAAGAUAGGUUGGGAAACAGUAUCAUUAGAAUUAAUUAAGGGUGUCCGGGGGACUCUAACACUUGUAUCCUUAUUUCAUCUUCUUUAGUUGACAAAAACCAUUUUCCCUGUUUGACUAUCCGAUGUGUGAAUAACCUUUGCACAUUUUGGAUUUUUUUUUUUUUUAAAGAACAACUGAUAGGGCUGAGGAAAGUGUACAGUUUAGGGACUGUUAACAGUUGGAAAUAUGGUAUUGUAGUUUUAUGUGGAUUUUGUACAGGUAACAUUUUAAAAGAUGGCAUUCCCCUAUUAUAUUCUCAGUUGUGCAGUAUGUCUUCAUUCUGCAGUUUAUUUUGACACUAAUGAGGAGGCAGUGGACCAUAGACUGUUGUAGUCAGUAUCUCCAAAGAGUUUAUUUUUUUCCACCCAUUGCUUUCUUCCCAUAUCUUGUAACAUGUAAGAUACACGUAGCACACACAUGUAGGUAGAUGGCCCUGCCUGUUUUGGAUUACGGGCCUGUAUUAGAUGAUCAUCUCAAUUGGCUGUCCUCUUAGCAGGCAUUGUAGGAGAGCAGACUUUUUUUUUGCUAUAGCUCUCUAGUCAGUGACAGGUAUUUUGAGCCUCCUUAUAUUAGGAGUUAUUGCACAUGAGGGCAGGGCUGCUGGCAGACUUUACAGUUGUCCUUGUGUGUUUACUGUUUGUUUUUUGAGUUUUAAAAACUAUUGUUGAUGAAUUGUAGUGUGUAUUGUUAAUCAUGCCGCUGUACCCCACCUGAGUUUUCUAGUGUUUGGCUAUUUUCUAGUCCCACGUACAUUUACUUUGUGCCCUAUGAUUUCCUUCUUCCUCCCAAUAAUGUGCGUGUUAUUCUACUAAGGAUGCCAACGUCUGACUUCAUUCUUCGCUUUGGCAGUAUGAGGGAAUAUUUAUGAGGAUCUCUGGAUCAUUGUCUUUUCAGGGCUAUCAUCUGUAAUAGGCCAGUCUAUUUUCUCCUAACAGUUCCUAAAGGGGUAUAUGCUUUUCCCCCAUGAAUAAGAUGGCUGAAAGAUCAAAGGAAUUGAGACAUAUGAGAAGGAACCCCCCAAAAUGAGCAAGGAGCUGUUACAACAUCCAGAGGCAGUAUAUAUUUUGACUCUAGUUCCCUUGUAAAAAUGGUUCCAGAGUCGCAAUUUGGCUUCAAAAUGAAUUUGGGUAUAAGAAAAGCAUCAAAAUAUGGAUAUGUUCCCAGCUUAGUAAAGGAAAAUUCAGUACAGCAAAUUGAGAAGGCAAAUUUGCCAUAUGAUUUCUCAUCUGUACGAUUAAGUUGGACUCAGUGGCCACUCAAGUCCUGUGAAGCUCAGAAGUCUGUGAUCCUAUGAAAAGUUUUAAGGAUCUUAACUACUUGUUCUGGAGGGAAGGGGCCAGGAAAUCUGCUAGGGGACUCCAGCCAAUUACAGAACAAUCUAGAUAAGUAUCACCGAACUGAGAAUGAAAUCAGUGGGGAAAAUGUGUUGCUGAAAAGUUGUCUGGGAAUCAGAACAGGUAAAGAUAGACCUGUCAUGAUCUAAACUGGAUUGCAAAAUUCUCAGUGAUUAGUAAUUAAGUUUUCUUUUUGUAUGAUAAAGUGAAGUGUACUCUAGCAUAUCAGUAUUUUCAUAUUUAUGUAGUAACUUCUUAGAAAAUUCAGACAGAUCAUAACUAUUUAAUUUCUGGAGAGAAUUGAAAAGGCCUCUCCUAUCAAGGAUAGUAGUAAAUGGUUGUGAAAAUCUGGGUGUACAGACAGCCCUGAACCUUGCUCCAUGGUCCAGCAGUUUUAUACUAGGUGCCUCCAAAAGCCUUCUCCAUAGGCUUGGCUACUGACAGCUGGAAACCAGAGUGGGCAGGAGUUUGGCUCAAGUAUAGGACCAUGGUCAUUGUUCUAGAUGGGUUCCUCUGCACUGAGCCUUCUGGGAGGAAGGAGACUCAAAGUGUCCCAGUGAUUUGUGCCACCUUCAUGUUGAAGGGCUAUUAGAAGCCUUUUAUCAGUGUGUGGUUGGAAAUGGCCAACAUGACCGGUCUUCACCCAUCUUCACUGUCACAUCCAAGUUGUGAUUGACUUUUGUGGGGGUGGGGAGGCAUGGUUGUGUGUGUUUAUUACCAUUGCUUCUCAACCAAGCCUGGCCUUUUAAUAGCUAUAUAAGAGCAUGUAUGUACUUAGUGGUUUAGAGAUUUUUCCUAACUUUUUUAUUCUUAUGAAGAGCACCUGCUUGUUAAGCAUAGUACCUCUGUUGUUAAAGAACUGUAUGCCUUCUCCCUCCCUCUAUGAUAUGAAACUGUUAAAUGUCAUUCUAAUAAACUGUUAAUCAAAAAAAAAA